UCUCUUGCGCUCUCUCUCUCUCUCUUUUGCUCUCUCUCACACUCACUCAAUAUUUAUCUGCACACACUAACACACUUGCAUAUACUCACUUUCUCUUAUUCCCGGUCAUUGCUUCUCUCGACAUCAACGUGAGCCUGUCCUCUCUAUCGCUCUCUCUCUCUCUCGCUCUCUCUCCCCUCUCCUCCUCUCCCUCUCCUCCUCUCCCUCUCUCGGCCCCCGACACCCUCUCUGGGCUUACGGCAGGGCAGAUAUGAAUGAUAGUCAUAGCGGUGGCGUUAGCGGUGGAAGCGGCUGCUCUCUAAUACUCUGCGCGACGACAGCAGCAGCCCGGUAAUCCUCCCCCUCCGCUCUCUCCUCCCCCUCUCCCCUCCAUGGGGCGGAGUGUGUUUGUGGACCCCCCCGCCUUCACCCUUCCGCCUCCUGAGCUGCACGCGCUCAGUGAGCACCUGAGAGGAGAGGAGCUGCUGGUGACUAAACCAGAGCACACACAGAUCACAGCCAGGGGGCCCCUGACGCAGCUCCACCACUAGCCCCAGCUCCCCUGAUGCAGCUUCACCACUAGCCCCAGCUCCCCUGACGCAGCUGCACUGCUAGCCCUAGCUAUCCUCAACAGGACCUGAUACAGAACAGGACAGGAGGAUGAGGAGGGAAGAGAAGGAUGAGGAACAGACUCCAGCUGUCACGCUGCUGACAGAGAUGGGAUAGGGAUCUGUAUAGACAGAGGAUUAAGGAACGGGGAUAGCGAGAUAGAGGACCACUCUGAAGCAGCACAACGCUCUGAAUAAACUUCCACUUUUCCAUCCUCUGAUUGCGCUGCUGAAGUGGGCUGGCUCUGCGGACUUUAGACUUUAGACUUUAGACUUUCAUGUCCUUUCGCCUGGUUAAUAUCUUAGACAUGGAAUCACCAACCAAGGAGAUAGAGGAUUUUGAGAGUAACUCUCUGAAGUUUCUGCAGCCAGACCAGAUUGAGAAGAUAUGGCUGAGGCUGAGAGGACUAAGGAAAUACAAGAAGACGUCACAAAGGUUGCGAUGCUUGGUGAAACAGUUGGAACGAGGAGAGGCGUCCGUCGUCGACCUCAAGAAGAACUUGGAGUAUGCAGCCUCAGUCCUGGAGUCUGUGUACAUUGAGGAGACACGGCGAUUGGUGGACACGGAGGAUGAGCUCAGUGACAUCCAGUCAGACUCUGUGCCGUCAGAGGUUCGUGAUUGGCUGGCCUCCACCUUCACGCGUCAGAUGGGUCUGAUGCUGCGCCGGACCGAAGAGAAACCACGCUUCCGCAGCAUCGUACACGCAGUGCAGGCUGGGAUAUUUGUUGAGAGGAUGUACCGCCGGACGUCCAACAUGGUGGGAUUAAGCUAUCCGCCCAGCGUGAUCACGGUGCUCAAGCACGUGGACAUGUGGUCUUUUGACGUGUUUGCCCUGAAUGACGCGAGUGGGGACCACGCGUUGAAAUUCAUAUUCUACGAGCUGCUCACAAGAUAUGACCUCAUCAAUCGCUUCAAGAUCCCUAUCUCUGCCCUGGUGUCCUUUGUGGAAGCCUUGGAGGUGGGCUACAGCAAACAUAAGAAUCCCUACCAUAACUUGAUGCAUGCUGCAGACGUCACGCAGACAGUACACUAUCUAUUAUUGAAGACAGGCAUGGUGAACUGGCUGACUGAGCUGGAGAUCUUUGCCAUGAUCUUUGCUGCUGCGGUCCAUGAUUACGAACACACAGGGACCACUAACAACUUCCAUAUCCAGACCAGGUCAGGCACAGCCAUCUUGUAUAAUGACCGUGCAGUUCUGGAGAACCACCAUGUGAGUGCUGCCUACCGCCUCCUACAGGACGAUGACGAGAUGAACAUCCUCCUCAACCUGUCCAAAGACGACUGGAGAGAGCUACGGGCGCUGGUGGUAGAAAUGGUCCUGGCCACGGACAUGUCCUGUCACUUCCAACAGAUCAAGGCCAUGAAGAACUUCCUCCAGCAGCCAGAGGCGAUUCUCAAGCCCAAGGCCUUAUCACUGAUUUUGCACACAGCUGACAUCAGCCACCCGGCCAAGAACUGGGAUCUGCACCACAGGUGGACCACAUCACUCCUGGAAGAGUUUUUCAGACAGGGGGAUAAAGAAGCAGAGCUGGGCCUGCCAUUCUCUCCUCUGUGUGACCGAAAGUCAACCAUGGUGGCCCAGUCUCAAAUUGGAUUUAUUGAUUUCAUCGUGGAGCCCACAUUCACAGUCCUCUCAGACAUGACAGAGAAGAUUGUGACGCCACUGAUCGACGAGGCGUCUCGUUCCGGCCUGGCUGGGUUCAGACGCUCCAGUUGCUGUACUGAGAGGAGAGCUGGCAAUCUAAACAGUAUUCCAGUGGGGGAUGGGAAGCGGUCCAGUGUGAUCAGUACAGGCUCAGAGGGCAGCGGAACACUCAACUGUUCCCCGGGAACCAUCGACUAUAAGGGCUUCAAGGCCACCUGGAACGAAGAGGUGCACCAGAACAGAGAGAAAUGGAAGACCCAGGCUGCUAAAGAUCUGGAGGAGAAAACCAAAAGGGAAGCAGAGGAGAAGGCUUCGCAGGAGGAGACAGAGCCUGGAACGACAGAAGAGAAGGAAGAAAAGAAAGAGGGAGAUGAGGAAGGUACACAAGCAGAGGGAGAGGAAAAGGAAGUGGUGGAGGAAGUGCCCAAAGAGGAGGAAGGGAAUAAGGACCCAGGGGGGGCCGUCGGGACCACAACAACAUCAGGACCGGGACCGGGGCUGAAUCACUUGGACCCCAAGGAGCCUGAAACCAGCAGCACCAGCACAGAGAAAAACCAGCAAGUGCAAAACGACUUGUCAGGCUCGGAGGGCUAUGACCUGAUUCGCUACUACAAGAGACCCAGCUACUGUGCCAACUCUCACCUGGCACUACCCUCCAGAGAGAAAGAGAGGGAGAGAACCGAGGGCAGGCCCAUCGACCCCAGGAGCAGAGUCAGGAAGCUUCAAAGCAUCUCCCUGCGCUGGAGUAAGUGACAUCACAAGAAGUGACCUCACAGGAAGAGACCUCACAGGAAGCGACCUCACAGGGAAAUGACAUCUGUAGACGUUGCAACCCACGUUGUUCUCACUUAAACUUAUACUGGUGACAAGGCAAAGCUGUACGUAGACAACAGAUUAUUCAAUUAGGAUUUUAUAUAUAGUAGUUAAAGAGGAAGUGACAGUGUUUUAGACCCAUUCAAUCUUGUUAAAAUAUGUUUAUCUACACCCCCCCUGGAAGACGUUUUCAUGUUUGGGAAUGACGUUGAGUCAGGUAUUUGUGAAAAUUUGGGCAAUUAAUAGACUCCCCUGUAAAUAAAAAAUAAUAAAAAAAUGUCAAUCUUGUCCAGGCCCAGACUCUACACAGACCUGUGAACCAUAACCAAUCUGAGCUACAGUCGGCCUAUAUGCAAAUAAACCAUUGCCAUAUGAGGGGAUUCGGUUAAUGCCACGGGCAUGCCCCGCCCCCCUGGGUGAACCUGGUUAGCAUUGAUUGCAAUCUAUUUGGAACCGGGCUGCCUCCCGGGCAUGAGCCAUGUGAAAACAAAAGUGACAUAGGUUAACUAGAGUCGUGGCCCGCACAAAAAUCGAAUUAGCAUAAUAAAACAAUCCCCGUCGCAAUCUGUUUAAGCUAGAUAAAUCAUUUUUUUUAGCAUGGGCGCGGCUCAAUCCACCACAUCCACUGAUGUUGGCCUUCCGCUACUGCGGUGGAGGGUGGCAGAGCUACAGUAGUGUUUAUCAGACCAGGAGACAUCCCGGAAAUCUGUCUGAAACAUCUGCAGAGUACAAACGGUUUAGGCUAGAAACGAAUGUACACCACUAUGGAAAGCUGAGACACUCACGAAAAAUGAUGGUGCCCACUGGGCAAAAACUUGCUGAAUCAACGUUGUUUCCAUGUUAUUUCAGCAACAAAAAUGCAAUGUGUUGUCGUUGAAUCAAUGUGGAAGACUGAUUGGAUUUGAAAAAAAGUUAAUCAACAUAAGGAAAUUAUGGCUUUUUUUCACCCAACUUUGAACCUAAAUCCAACGACAUGGUGAAAUUCUUUGUGGAUUUCACAUUGAAUUAAGGUUAUUUGUAAAUCAAAACUAGACCUGUGUUCUCUGUUUUGCUCUAAGACCCACACAAGCUUCACGGGACUUGUCUGAAGUUGGUACCACAAUGUGCCAACUUCUGUCUGUAGUGUCCGAACUGUUUGGGCUACCCCACCAUUGAAAGCUAAGACUAUCGCAAACACGUACAAGCCUCACAAGACACGACUUGUGUUCAGAGCCAAAAAAAUGAAUGGAAGUCAAUAGGGCAUUUCCACAUUAAAAAAAUGAAUCCUGAGCUUUCUUAUAUCUCUCAGAUAUAAGACAGACACUUCAAAACAUAUUUUCUUUUCAUUUAACUGUCAAUGCGUCUCUAUGGGCUAAUAGCAAUAAGGACCAGGGUUGCUACAAAACAUGUGGUGAGCUGGCAUUUGCCCCAGCACUUUUCAUUUAAUUUAAUAUUGACAAAAUAGGCACAAAGUGCUGUUUUUUUUAAAUAUUUUUUUUACAUAUUUUUGCUUCAUGGUUUGUCUACUCAUGCACAAUUUGUCCUUCACAUCGGAGUGCUGCGUGCCUGUCUAGACCAAUCAGAUUCAAGAAAAUUGCAAGGUCGCGCGGGCCAGGCACAAUGCACAAAGCUUAAGGCGCUCUCCACUUUCCUCCGGUAUUCAUUUAGCAAAGGGGAUAAAGCAUCACUCCAGUCAGACACAAGCAAAAACUCUUUACAAAAAUGUUGUAGCUGCCUACACCUAAACAUUAGCGAUCUGACAUGCUGUGUUGCAUGCAUGCUGUGUUGCAGUCUGAUCAAAUGUAGGCUACUAACAACACCAACUGCAUACCGUCUACUAUGCCUUGUCCCUCUGACCAGGGUAAACUAUGUGGGAAUAUUUUCUAUUUAUGGCUAAUUUGUUUGUGUUACAAAGAAAUGUUAAUGAGAUCAAAUUUGGUAAAUAUUCAAACUUGGGCUGACU
Messenger RNA from Oncorhynchus mykiss (rainbow trout), 4988 nucleotides. Lineage: Eukaryota; Metazoa; Chordata; Actinopteri; Salmoniformes; Salmonidae. The record is from RefSeq and is a predicted model, not a curated record.